This is a messenger RNA of Phragmites australis (common reed), 2458 nucleotides long. Its product is annotated as plant-specific TFIIB-related protein 1-like. Gene Ontology annotation, cellular component: nucleus; transcription preinitiation complex. NCBI's taxonomy places the organism in Eukaryota, Viridiplantae, Streptophyta, Magnoliopsida, Poales, Poaceae. The record is from RefSeq and is a predicted model, not a curated record. The coding region runs from base 649 to 2259 and encodes 536 amino acids. Gene Ontology annotation, molecular function: TBP-class protein binding. Gene Ontology annotation, biological process: DNA-templated transcription initiation; transcription preinitiation complex assembly. The transcript is spliced from 3 exons.
GCUGAUUCGUGUGCGCAAACACACGCACAAGUCGCUGCCGCGUGGCCCGACGCGUGCAGCUCCUCCAUUCACCCUCGCCACCAUUUGCUCUGACCAUCUACGAGCUCGCUCCAUCUGCUCCGGCAAUGGGCACCAGUCCACCAACGAGCUCGUUGCUGCCAAAUCGGGCUCAAAUCGACCUCCUAGCUGCAAGUCGAGCCCGGAUGAAUCUCAAAUCGACCUCCACACUGCCAAAUCUAGGCUAAAUCGAGCCCCUCGCCGCCAAAUCGAGCUUCACCGCCCCCAAAAUCGAGAUCCUGUCCACCAAAUCGAGACCAAUUUGAGCGGACGGCCACCCAAAUCCCUAGUCCUCCAUCCAAAUUUAGGCAAGCGGCGCUCCAAAUCAUGGCUGCGGGCGGGAGUUAGUGUCCAGAUCACAGCAACAAGGGCGGUUAAAGUUGAUUGACUAAAAUUAAACUAAUAGUUAAGGCACGAAAAAUAGACUUUUUACUCCAGAAACGAGGCCAAACGGUAAAAAAAAAAAAAAAUCUUGCACUCGACCGGUGGGGAACGGUGCGUCCCCCCUUCUACCCACCGUCCGCCGAGCGCUAAGCCCAGGCCUCACCGUCCGCACGCGCGGCGCCUCCGUCCCCCGCCGGCCCGCCCCCCAUGUCGUCGUCGCAGUCGCAGGCGGCGCAGUGCCCCUACUGCCGCGCGUCCGGUCCGGUGCGAUGCGCGACGACGCAGCCCCCGCUCUCGCGCGCCGUCUCCGAGUGCUCCGCCUGCGCCCGCAUCGUCCUCGAGCGCCACCUCCACACGCACCCCUUCUUCCCCAUCCUCCCCUCCCUCCACCCGCUUCCCCUCGUCACCCCAGACCUGGCCGCCGCCGCCGUCCAGUCCUCACCCGACGACGACGACGAAGAUCCGUUCCUCCCCGCGGGUUUCGUCUCUGCUUUCUCGGCCUUCUCCCUCGAGCGCCACCCCGUCCUCGCCCGCUCCGCCUCCGCCUUCUCCGGCCUCCUCGCCGAACUCGAGCGCGCGCUCGCCGUCGACUCCGCCGCUUCCUCCACCACGGACCCCGCCGGGCCCAUGGUCUCAGUCGACAGCCUCCGCGCCUACCUCCAGAUCGUCGACGUCGCCUCCAUACUCAGACUGGACCGGGACAUAGCCGACCACGCCUUCGAGCUCUUCAAGGACUGCUCGUCCGCGACCUGCCUCAGGAACCGGAGUGUCGAGGCGCUCGCGACCGCCGCGCUUGUGCAGGCCAUCCGCGAGGCGCAGGAGCCCAGGACGCUGCAGGAAAUAUCUACUGCUAGCAAUCUUCCUCAGAAAGAGAUAGGAAAGUACAUCAAAAUACUUGGCGAAUCUCUGAAACUAAGCCAACCUCUUAACAGCAAUUCAAUAGCUGUUCAUAUGCCUCGGUUUUGCAGCUUGCUCCAGUUAAAUAAAUCUGCUCAGGAACUUGCAGCCCAUAUCGGCGAGGUGGUGGUUAAUAAAUGCUUCUGCACACGGAGGAAUCCCAUUAGUAUAUCUGCUGCUGCUAUCUACCUUGCAUGCCAGCUCGAAGACAAGCGCAAAACUCAGGCAGAGAUCUGUAAGGUAACAGGCCUUACUGAGGUCACUCUACGCAAAGUGUAUAAAGAACUGUUGGAGAAUUGGGAUGAUUUGCUCCCUCCUGACUACACACCGGCCACGCCACCAGAGAAAGCUUUCCCAAUGACAACCAUUUACUCAGGGCGCUCAUCAAGUGGCAAAGAUUUAUCUAAUCUGUAUCAGGAUAAGCUGUUGGACAGUAUUAAGCAGAAAGGCCCUGGGACUGCAGAGCCUGAUCACAUGGUCAUCAUAAAAGAAGAGGAAGACAAGAAAGUUAGUGCACUUGGUCGACCACCUGCAAAACUUGAGCCUCAUGACUUGAGCAAGGCAUUCUGGCAGCCGAAUGCCCCAUUCUCAACAUCUCCAAAAUCCGACCGUGACAAGAUGGAAACUAGCGUUCGCGGAUUCAACCUUAAUGAGGCAACAUGCCCAAUGGAUUGUGAUAGAGCAGAUAUAACACUGAAGCCAACUUUCAAUGAUCGAUUUGUAAAUGAAUCAAAGGUGAUCCCAUCUCCUCCCAGUAGGCAGCCUGUCCCAUGGCAACUUAAGCAGGCGGCACCUGCAACUGGGUCAUCAUACUCUAGGCUUCGUGAGCAGCAGAUGGGCUUGGACCUCGUGGCUGCACUGAAGGGGAUUGGGAAAAGGAGUGCUGGGGAUGGUGAUGGCCGGGAUAAGGAAGGGAAGUGAGUAGUUGAAGAUAUUUAUCCCCUUAAUCGAAAAUAAUGAAAAUAAUGGUGAUUUGUAAAUAUAGAUGCUUGUUUGUAAUAGAGUUAAAUUCGGCUACACCUGUCAUUCUAUAUUUCUGUUGCAUCAUGCCAAAGCUGUGAAAUGUCAGUCCAGACUCUGUAGCUUCUGUGCUGAAAUUUUUAGUAAUACUUCCACAUUA